Messenger RNA from Anguilla anguilla (European eel), 1656 nucleotides. Its product is annotated as pyrroline-5-carboxylate reductase 1, mitochondrial-like. Lineage: Eukaryota; Metazoa; Chordata; Actinopteri; Anguilliformes; Anguillidae. The coding region runs from base 117 to 1073 and encodes 318 amino acids. Gene Ontology annotation, biological process: L-proline biosynthetic process. The record is from RefSeq and is a predicted model, not a curated record. Gene Ontology annotation, molecular function: pyrroline-5-carboxylate reductase activity. The transcript is spliced from 8 exons.
UCCUGCCUCCGACGGCAUUUGUAAGGAAAUGUUUUGCGUAUGGUGAACGCGGAAGUCACGUUGACACAACCUUUCUAUUGCACUGUACAGGGAAACACAUUUUAACAGGACAGAAAAUGAGCGUCGGUUUCAUUGGAGCAGGCCAGCUGGCUCACGCACUGGCAAAAGGGUUCACGGCAGCCGGUGUACUAGCUGCCCACAAGAUCACGGCCAGCUGUCCAGAUGUAGACCGCCUGAAUGUGUCAGGGCUGAGGAAAAUGGGGGUGAACCUGACUAAUAGCAACAAGGAGACGGUGAGCAGGAGUGAUGUACUGUUCCUGGCUGUAAAGCCCCAAAUUAUCCCCUUCGUACUGGAUGACAUUGGGCCUGGCAUCGAGGACCGGCACCUCAUUGUGUCCUGUGCUGCUGGGGUCACCAUCAGCUCCAUCGAGAAGAAGCUGGGCACUCAUCGGCUUGCCCCCAAAGUGAUGCGGUGCAUGACCAACACCCCCGUGGUGGUGCGGGAGGGGGCCACGGUGUACGCCACCGGCACGCACGCGCAGGUGGAGGACGGCCGGCUGCUGGAGCAGCUCAUGAGCAGCGUGGGCUUCUGCACGGAGGUGGAGGAGGACCUGAUCGACGCCGUCACGGGCCUCAGCGGCAGCGGCCCCGCCUACGCUUUCACGGCUCUCGAUGCGCUGGCUGACGGUGGGGUGAAGAUGGGUCUGCCGAGGAGACUGGCCGUCCGACUGGGAGCUCAGGCCCUCCUAGGUGCAGCUAAAAUGCUGCUGGAGUCAGAGCAGCACCCGGGCCAGCUGAAGGACAACGUGUGCUCGCCAGGGGGCGCCACCAUCCACGCCCUGCACGUCCUGGAGAGCGGGGGGUUCCGCAGCCUGCUCAUAAACGCUGUGGAGGCGUCCUGCAUCAGGACCAGGGAGCUGCAGUUCCUGGCUGACCAGGAGAAGAUCUCGCCGACCGCCAUCAAGAAGACGACGCUGGACAAGGUCCUGCAGCAGCCGGGCGUCAGCGGGACGAGCGUGGCGCCCCGGUCCGGGCUCAACCUCCUCAACAACAACCCCCGACACAAGAACUGAGCCCCAGCGGCGGAGCAGUUCACUUCACUAAGUGGGUGGAGCCUCUCAUCAGGAACAAACCUAUUUGGACCAAUGACUUGUAUUUUCGUAUUUUUAUUGGUUUUAAUAAGUCUGGGAUUGAUGGCUCAUUUUAGCCCCACCCAUUACUUGGGUUGUAAAACCUCGCCUGUCAAUGCCAUAUCCUCUGAUUGGAUCAUCCAGAUUUUAGAGUAAAGCUUUGUAACCCCUAAAGACCCCAUCAAACAAUAUCAACGACUGACUGAUUUGAUCCAAACAAUUUUGAUUGGCUCAUAAAAGUCCAUGAUUGGCAGCGUGUGGUAAAGUACUAUCUAUUAUGGUUUUAAUACGGGUUUACCAUUAAUUUUUUUUUGUUAUUCUUCUGGUUAGACAUUGUAUGGUUAAGGGAUAACUAGUGUGCUCAGAUGAGAGGAUAUGCAACUGGAACAGAAAUAUUGAUAGGUGACAGAUCUAUAUGAGUAUUAUUUUGAAAUAUAUAUUUAAAGAGGAUAUCUAAGAGUGUUAUUUUUCUCAGCCUCCUGUCUCUAUUGGUUAAGUUGGUGCAUUAAACCAUGAAAUUGUAUGA